AGAUAUGUGGUCAUUUUUGUUUUUUCACUAUAUAAUGCAUGCAUUCGUCUGUGUCCUCCCCCGAUGCAGUGAAGAUGGUCAUCCCCUGGGCAGACGUGACUAAACUAGAGAGAGCCACUAGCAGUUUCAUGACGGACACUGUCCGGGUGACGACGAGGAGCCGCCAGAGAGACUUCUCCAUGUUCCUGAACCUUGAGGAGGCCUUCCAGAUGAUGGUGCAGCUGGCUGACAUCACCCUGCGCAGGCUGCUGGACAACGAGGUCUUCGAGCUGGACCAGGCCCUGCAGCAGCCCGCUCACAUCACCAAGAGGGUCCUGGAGGAGCACGCCCAGAAGGAGUACUUCCUGGCGCUGUUCCGGCUGCCGCGGCGGGAGAGGCUGCACGAGGCGGCGGAGUGCUCCGUCUGGACGCCCUACAGCCGCCGCCACACCGCCGGCACGCUCCACGCAUCCGACAGCUACGUCUGCUUCUCCGGCCGGGAGGAGGGCAGCUGCACCUUGCUCAUCCCCCUCGCGGAGGUGGUCACUAUAGAGAAGGCGGAAAGCACCAGCUUCCUGCCCAACCCCAUCAUCAUCAGCAUCAGGAGCAAGAAAGCGUUCCAGUUCAUCGAGGUCAGGGAGCGGGACGAGCUGGUGGAGAGCAUGACGAAACGGCUGAGGAGUGUUCAGUGGAGACGAGGGGUGUUCCGCAACAAAGAGAACCACAGGAAGACCCAGAUCACUCCUGCGCUUUACUACACAUUCUGCUACGAUAAAAUGUAUUCAGACUGCGAAAACGCUGAGCCGUCCAAAAAACAGAGCAAACCUCUGUUGAGCACAGAAGCCUUAAUGUCAGCUUUCCAUCACAAACUGCCUGAGCCUUCAAACAGCACAUCUACGAUGGAGCAGGCGAAGGAGAGACUGUGGCAGGACCACUUCUCAGAAUAUGGUAGGGGCGUCUACAUGUUCCGGACGGAGAAGAUCCAGAAGCUGGUUGCCAUGGGGAUCCCAGAGUCGAUGCGCGGGGAGCUCUGGCUGACGUUUUCAGACGCUGCCUCCGACCUCGCCUCCCACCCCGGCUACUACGCCGCCCUGGUGGAGGAGUCCAUGGGCCGGUGCAGCCUGGUGACGGAGGAGAUCGAGAGGGACCUGCACCGCUCCCUGCCGGAGCACCCAGCUUUCCAGAACGACACCGGCAUCGCCGCCUUGCGGAGAGUGCUCACCGCCUACGCCCACAGGAACCCGAAGAUCGGUUACUGUCAGUCCAUGAAUAUCCUAGCCUCCGUGCUGCUGCUCUACUCCAAAGAGGAGGAGGCCUUCUGGCUGCUGGUGGCCGUGUGUGAGAGGAUGCUGCCAGAUUACUUCAACCACAGAGUCAUCGGAGCCCAGGUAGACCAGUCUGUGUUUGAGGAGUUGAUCAGGGAGCGUCUCCCGGCGCUAGCUGAGCACAUCCCUGACCUGGCCCCACUCUCCUCCGUCUCCCUCUCCUGGUUCCUCACCCUCUUCCUCAGCAUCAUGCCCUUCGAGAGCGCGGUCAAUGUGGUGGACUGCUUCUUCUUUGAUGGCAUUAAAGCCGUCUUCCAGCUGGGACUGGCGGUGCUGGACGCCACGGCCGCAUCUCUCUGCAACAGCACCGACGACGGGCAGGUUUUGAUGAUUCUGACCAGUUUUCUAGAUCAUGUCAGGAAUGAAGAAAGUUCCUGGCCCUCGGUGAGGAACCAGGCCUCCUGUGAAGGAUCCGACAGAGACUCCACUGAAGACACGCAGAUCGUCGACCUGGUGCGCGACUCCCAUGAGAAAUUCGGGGACCUGACCGUGAGGCAGAUCGAGCAGCUGCGCCGCAGACACAGGGUGCAGGUGCUGCAGGCCCACGAGGACACCACCAAGGAGAACGUGCUCAGAGUUGUGACACAGCGUGUUUCACUCUCAGCAGAGGAGUUGGGAGAUGUGUACGACCUGUUUAAGGCGCAGCACUUCAUCAGCUGCUACUGGGGGGGGCCGGGGCCGGGGCCGGGCCUGCAGCGCCACGACCCGAGCCGGCAGUACGCCGAGCAGUACCGGGUGGACCGGCCGCAGUUCAAGAGCCUGUACCAGCUGCUCUCGCCCUGGCCGUGCGGGCUGCACACUGACACCGUGGCUCACCGCACCUUCGCCCUGCUGGACGGCGACGGGGACGCGCUCAUCAACUUCGGGCAGUUCGCCGGCUGGCUGGAUACGGUCUACUGUGAGGAACUGAAUGAAAAAAUCCGGCUGUUGUACCGACUGCACAUCCCUCCUGCUCUCACAGAGAAUGAAGACGAACCCUCCCCACUGAAGACCCCAUUGUUGUCUACCACAAGGCCCUUGUACGUUGAACUUCCUAAUGGGGAAAUGAAGGACUAUCAAGCGCAGCUGAAGCAGAUGCUUAAGGAUCUCGCCAAAGAAAAGGAAAAGGUGACGGAGAAACCCCUGCCAAUGAUGAACCAGAGGGAGUUCAUUCAGUUCUGCAAGACCCUGUACAGCAUGUUCCAGGGAGAGCCCAAUGAGAACGAGCUGUUCCAAGCCAUCGCCACGGUGACGAGCCUGGUGCUGCAGAUAGGAGAGGCCGGCCAGAGGGGCCGCACCUCGGAGACCGCGGAGGAGCGAGAGGCCGUGGGCAGCGCGCAGACACCCGAGGGGCCCCCGGAAGACCCCGUCCGCGUGGACGGUGAGAAGACCGCCCUGGCGCAGGCGGAGGGGGGGUGGAGUGUGACGUUCGAGCAGAUCCUGGCCUCCCUGCUCACAGAGCAGUCGAUCUUCAACUUCUUCGAGAAGCCGCUGGAUCUCAAGGCCAAGAUCGGCAGUGCGAGACUGAACCAGUACCACGAAAGAAUCCAUCUCCUGACGAUCCAGGAGCCGUGAACUCGGAUCUCCGCCCUGCUUCGUCUCCGGCUCUGAUGAGGUGUGGUUCACGUUUUCUUUUAUAACCCUCCUGCCCUUCAGCUGAAGGUGUCUACCGACGCCACACGGCAACAACCUUGAUACAAAAGCUGGUCACUGAAAACCGAUUCUGUUGACAGAAAUGACACGUUUUCAAAGAGCAGGUGCGUGGCUUUACCAAGUUUUAAUGAAAAUAAGCAUAAGCAAAGAUGAAAACUGAAACUAAGGCUGCAUCACAGGAUUGUUCAGUCUUGUUUAUGUGCUGUUUCCACUUUAAUGUCGCUAAUGGUCCCUGACUGGCACAUUUAAAAAUACCCAGUAGUUUUAUCCAUAGAAAGAAGUGGCUUUUACAGAAAGCUACUUAUGAAAAUGUGUAAAAAAAAACAGUUAGCCCACUACCAUCUGCCAGGUUUUGACAUUUUGUUUUACAAACCAUUUUAGCUAUAAUUAGAAAAUGCUAGGGAUUAAUAAUAAAUGAAGAAACAGGAUUUUUACAAUCCUACAAACUGUAGCACCGCUGGUGGCUUGUGUCUUUGGGAGGUUGCAGGUUCAAUGCCCAACCAAGCUCAUCAGCAUUCGUUGACCAUUGAAGGUGGGCAGGAAGAAGAUAACUCUGGGCUAGGCCCAGCUGCCUUAACGAAGGCUUGAAAACAGCUUUUUUGUGUGUUCAAUCAGAAAUUUCCUUCACCUAAAAAGUGUUUAGGUUUAAUUCUGGUCUCCCAGUUUGGAAUUUGCCAUUAUGGAGUUGUUGAAUUCUGAUUUGAACCUCAAUCUGCUGCUUAAAAUGUAAAGGCUGUGAAGACAAUCCUGAGUUUGGAUAAUGCUCAGAUCUUUACUCACAUUCUUGUGGGAAGUGGAACUUAAGUAGACCAUUUAAAUAGAUUUCUCUUUUUUACUAUAAUCCCAGAAAAAAUAAGAGAUUCCCUGAUUAAGCUUUCUGAUGCACCCGAAUGAAGUCAGCAGUUAUUUAAUGUUUCUUCAGUUCUUGAAAGAGGAGAAAAAGGCAUCUGUAAAAUCAACAGUGCAAAAGAAUUCAAGUUUCUCAUUUUGUUUGUGAUUGAGAAUGUAAAUCAAUAGUUCUUAAAGAACUCAAUUUAAACGUGAUCAGAUCUGUAGACCAGUAUUAAAUGAAUAUGAGCCUGUUUGAAGAAUAGUUAGCUGUUGUCAGGAAUAUUUUUGGGUUCUGAUUGGAAGCAGGUAUAACUUUGAACUCGUAAGGCUAGACUUACAGCUGUGUCCAGGGACCUGAGAGAAAGCAGAACCUACCCCUGACUUCAGGAACGGAAGCUCCAGGUGUGCCUCAUCCUGACAUUCCCCAAGAACUUCAUUCCAAGAAACGGAAUGUGAAGCCAUUCGAUCAGGAUGUGAAAGACUUUGAAAGGCAUUACCUGCCAGACGAUGCCUGAGUAUUGCCAUGAGUGGCAAGAAUCUCUGCACUCCUUUCCAGUUCAGGCCAGCUUCACUUGUAAGUUAACUGUAAGUUUGCGGUUUGUAAUUUUUUAUUUUUACUUCCUGAUUUUACUUUCAAAACGGUAACGUGCAAGAGUUCUUCGUCAAUCAAUAAAAGUAACAAAACAUGGUA
Molecule: messenger RNA, 4458 nt
Organism: Lepisosteus oculatus (spotted gar)
Lineage: Eukaryota; Metazoa; Chordata; Actinopteri; Semionotiformes; Lepisosteidae
Source: RefSeq, a predicted model, not a curated record